CGACCACCAACCUCCGACUCUUUGAAGCCUCGCAGGCUUGACCACCUCAUGCUGAUUGGAGCAUUUCGGAGAUAUCCACGAAUAUGUGCGAGGCUUGUCCUCCGCCGCCCCUUGUCUCAAUCCGCGAGCACAAUACAAGCAGAACGACCCGGGCGGCCGUUCGACAUCCUCUUCUUCGGACGCGACGAGUUCUCUUGCAUGGUGCUUCAGCAGCUCUAUGAGGCGCGAGACGUAUGGCAAGAGAUCCACAUCGCAACGCAGCCUAACAUGAAGACGGGAAGAAACGGUUCCGUCCUCUCAGUUUCACCCUUGAAAACCGUCGGACAGGAGCUCGGCCUCCCGGUACACGAAAUCCCGCCCGACAAGCCGUCGUUCAGAACCUGGCAGGUCUCGUCACCACCUCCUCCUUUUUCGGAGCUUCCACCGCCUUCGCCGCGUCUUCUCGUGACAGCCUCCUUUGGCCGCAUCCUCUCGACGGACCUCUUGCAGAGGUUCGCUCCGGGCAGAAGGCUGAACAUCCACCCAUCGCUGCUACCGAUGUACCGUGGUCCUGCACCAAUCCAGCAUGCAUUACUUAACGGAAAAAGAGAGACCGGUGUGUGCGUGAUUGAGAUGACGGAGGCGAAGGCGGGCAUCGACUCUGGGGAUAUAUGGGGGCGAGAGAGGAUGCCAAUACCUGAGGAAGCCGACUUCCCCGCGCUGCGAAGCUUUCUCGCGAUCCAGGGUGGGGAGCUGCUGAUCAGCGUAUUGCGAGAGAUGAUUCAGGGCACCGCUGUAGCACGACAUCAGCCGGCCGAUUUCAGUGCCCCGCGUGCACCGAUGAUCACAGCAGACGAUGCUCUCAUUCAUUUCUCGACGAUGACUUCGCAAGACAUAGUGCGCAGGCAUAGAGCCAUAUCUCAUCAGAAACCACUGUUCGCAUACACGAAGACCGGUAAGACAGUGCAGCUGCACUCGCUAUCGGUGUACGAGCUUCCACCGGGAUCGUUACUGUGGAGACUGGCCGAACCAGGAAUGGGGUGGUAUGACCCGCGCACGGAUGCGCUGGCAAUCCGCUGCGCUGGAGAGACGCUGCUCGUUGUCUCAGAGCUGAAGAAACAGGAUCGAACAUUGAUCCCUGCGAAGGCGUGGUGGAACGGUAUCCGGCCUGGCAUGACUGCAGAAGGGGGCGACGGCCAGACAGUGCUUCACUUAGUGUCACAGAUCUAGUUCAUAGUAUGAGCAGCUGCAUACAUCUCUUCUUGGGUACAUGUGACCCAC
Molecule: messenger RNA, 1260 nt
Organism: Phanerochaete carnosa HHB-10118-sp
Lineage: Eukaryota; Fungi; Basidiomycota; Agaricomycetes; Polyporales; Phanerochaetaceae
Exons: 8
Coding region: 49-1209 (386 amino acids)
Biological process (GO): conversion of methionyl-tRNA to N-formyl-methionyl-tRNA; biosynthetic process
Cellular component (GO): mitochondrion
Molecular function (GO): methionyl-tRNA formyltransferase activity
Source: RefSeq, a predicted model, not a curated record